Pristis pectinata (smalltooth sawfish) is the source of this 6889-nucleotide messenger RNA. It is a transcript of the gene msi2b, whose product is annotated as musashi RNA-binding protein 2b. The record is from RefSeq and is a predicted model, not a curated record. Gene Ontology annotation, molecular function: RNA binding. Lineage: Eukaryota; Metazoa; Chordata; Chondrichthyes; Rhinopristiformes; Pristidae. The transcript has 16 exons. Gene Ontology annotation, cellular component: cytoplasm. Bases 149 to 1483 code for a protein of 444 amino acids.
GGACCGAGCUGAUCCCACGUGUGACGGUCUCAUUCUCGGCUGCGAGUCGACUCUCGGAGCGGGGCUGAUCUGGGUUUUUUUUUCCUGGGGGGGGUGGGGGGCUCCGUGCGUGUGUCUAUGCGUGUGUGUCUUUUUUAGUUGCUCGAUAAUGGAGGCAGACGGCAGCCAAGCUACCUCUGGCAAUCCCAACGACUCGCAACAUGACCCAGGUAAAAUGUUCAUCGGCGGCCUCAGCUGGCAAACCUCACCAGACAGCCUUAGGGACUAUUUCAGUAAAUUUGGCGAAAUCAGAGAGUGUAUGGUAAUGCGAGAUCCGACCACGAAGCGAUCCAGAGGCUUCGGUUUCGUUACGUUUGCCGAUUCUGCAAGUGUAGAUAAAGUAUUAGCUCAGCCCCAUCACGAACUAGAUUCAAAGACGAUUGACCCAAAGGUUGCAUUUCCUCGAAGAACACAACCCAAGAUGGUCACUCGAACAAAGAAAAUAUUUGUAGGUGGAUUAUCUGCAAACACAGUAGUCGAUGACGUAAAGCAGUACUUUGAGCAGUUUGGCAAGGUAGAGGAUGCCAUGCUGAUGUUUGAUAAGACAACAAACAGGCAUAGAGGAUUUGGCUUUGUAACUUUUGAGAAUGAAGAAGUUGUUGAAAAAGUCUGUGAAAUCCACUUCCACGAAAUCAAUAAUAAAAUGGUAGAAUGUAAGAAAGCGCAGCCGAAGGAAGUAAUGUUCCCCCCUGGAACCCGAGGCCGUGCACGGGGUUUACCUUACACCAUGGACGCGUUCAUGUUGGGUAUGGGAAUGCUGGGUUACCCAAACUUUGUUGCAACAUACGGUCGUGGAUACCCAGGAUUCACACCAGGCUACAGCUACCAGUUCCCAGGCUUCCCCGCAGCAGCCUACGGUCCAGUGGCAGCAGCAACGGCAGCAACGCGAGGCUCAGGUAGGGGCACCCGCGGAAGAGGCGGCUACAUGGCAUACCCUCAGAAUGUACGGGCAGGGUUCCCCGAUUACGGUUUCUAUUCCACGCCCGGCGAUCAACGGGCUUCGUACUCGUUUGCGGACUACAGCUCGGUCGGACUGCGGGCUACUCAGAUGCUACGCAGUGAGCAUACUCCGUCAGCGAGCAGCCCCUCCCUGCACCAUCUAUCCAACCCGGAUCAGUUUAAGAACCCAGGGUCUGCACCUGGAUUAAACAGCCAGCUGCUAGCGUGGCCCCAACCACUGGUAAAAAUGACAGUCCUGAAUAGCUACAGUGCUCAACCGAAUUAUGGCGCCCCUGCUUCCCCAGUAGGCACCAACCCAGCCCGACAUGGCGGAUUCCCAGGAGCCAACAGUCCUGGCCCAGUGGCUGAGAUCUAUGGUACAGCCAGUCAAGACUCUGGUGUUGGUAACUACAUAAGCGCCACCAGUCCCCAGCCCGGCUCUGGUUUUGGACACAGCAUCGGGGGGCCAUUGAUUGCGACUGCAUUUACAAACGGAUACCAUUGAAAGCAAACAGGUGUUGGUUGGUUGCCAUCUCAGGUUUGAGAGUUUAUCUCUAGGAGCUCAAGGCAAGCCCGGGCGACCUUUCUGACUGGUCCCAGAUUCAGGUGAUGUCAUCAAAGCGACGCAGAAGACUAAAAAUAACGAGCACUACAUCUUCACUGAGCGACAAAACUGGAGGUGGCUUUCAGUGGACAUAAUGUUUUAGAAAUUGCAUCAUCUCAGUGGUCUACUGUAUUAUAAUAAUCUUAGGAUUAAAAAAAAGAGAAAAUGGCAUUUUAAUUGAUUAAUAAUAAUAGUCUUUUUAGUGUUUCUUGAUUUAUUUUGAAAUUUAUUUUGAAUCACAGAUUUUUUUUCUUCCUAUUUGUGUUAUGGGUAGUGAUGUAGUUCUUAGUCUGUAUAUUAUAGUUCUGACACCAUUAAUCCUGCACUGUACUCUCUUCAGACUUUGUGUGUGUGCGUGCACGUACAUUUAACUGGCUGGAAAAGCGCCCUGUUCCUGUUAGUAACAGCCCCUCCACCACCCGCUCACCCCCCUCCCACCUGCCCUGCUUCUACUCACCCACCCAGGGUUGUACUAAUUCACUGGAAUGGUAAAUGAGGGAGAGAGCAGGGGAGGUCAGGGACACUGGCAGAGGUGAAGUUAACACUGAUGAAGGAGGCAGUAGAGUUUGUCUCCUUGUUGGAGGGAGGGUGAGGGGUGGGGAGAGUGAGUGAGUUACUGUCUAGAGCCACUGAGAUAGGGCAGUGGAAAAUCUGUCCUACUUUUUGAUGUUAUUGUCAACAAGGAGCAGAAAAAUAGGCUGACUAACAAUCAGAAAUAAAUCUAUUUUUUUUGUUCUGUGACAGUAUCUUAAUCAGCUCUACUUUUGGCAAUAAGGUCGGGACUGUGAAAAUUCUUUUCCUGAUCGUUUUUCUAUAAGUGCUGUUUUCUCACAUUUUUUGAGGCUUUUAUUGGGUCGCUGUUUAAAAAAGAGGUGUUUGGAGUUUAAGGUGUUUUAUUUUACUGUUGUUGUGAAUUCUCAAAUACUGUAAAUAACAAUUCCAAGUAGCUGGAUUUAUUCUAUUCAAAGAGAGAGAUUGAGCGAGCGAGAGAGAGAGCGCGCGCGCGAGAGUGGGGGGUGGGUACAGAUAUUUGGGGUUUGUUUUUUGAAAUUGGUGCUGCUCCAGGGUAGUGAUGCACUUGACGAUAUAAGGGUUCUCGAACUAGGAGUGAGUUGGGAAUCCCUCCAAGUCUGAUCACCCCAGCUGCCCUUCGAUGAUACCUAGUUUAACACUGUACAGCUUGCUCUGUAGUUAGCUCCGAUAGAACUGUUGACUGUCCUCACAUCAUUACAUUAAUUUCUAGUCGAUUUCAGACCCACACCAACACAAGAGAGAGAUCCUUGCAGCCGUCAGACUGACGUUGCCUCAAUUGUGUAUCUUUUUUAAAAAGAAGCCAAUUGAAUAUUUCACAUCAGAAAUGAGAAAAAAUAUAUUUUUCACUUCAUUGACUGAAAUAGAUGAAAUUAAAUGAUAAUUCAGACAAGAUUUAAUUAAUUAAAUCAUUGAUUUUUUUAAAGAAAAGGGGAAAGCUUGGAAUUUCCCUUUUAGCCUUGGAAUUAACAGUAGCUUUUUAAUUCUUGUCACAUUUCGGGCAUUCUAUUUUCUCUCCUUAAUCUAAUUGUUAGGCAAGAGCCCUGCCAUUAAACGUGUUGCCUGUUUAACCACACUGAUUGGCAGCACAACUCACAUACACCUUUUAUCCACAUAACUCUGUAUUACUGAAAUAGUGCAAAAACAUGAGUUAUUUUACGAAUACCUCAGUGCUGUAUUGGUUUCAGCAUAGAAGCAUUCUAAAGAUUAAUUUAUUAUAGACGUAAAGAUAAUUAAAAUAAAAUUUAAAAAAACAUUGUUGCACUGUGAUUGGUAGGAAGCAACUGACAAUUCCUAUUUGCACAUGUUAAUUACUUGGCAUUUUUUAUAGCCCUCACUCCCCUUCGACAGGGAGCAGGGUAUGAAGGAUAUUCUAAUUUCUUUUUUUGUAACAUUUGUCUUUUUUUAAAAUUAAAUUGGGACAAGUAAGGCUCCAACAGCCAGUGAGGUGGCAUCUUGUUCAGUGGAGUGAUGAAUUGGGAUUGGUAAGGGUUAAGUCAAAGAGUCUUACUACCUUCAUGAACCAAUGCCACGUCCUUAGUUUUAAAGAGAAAUAUCAGUAACUCCUUAACACACAGAAACUGGUACUAAAGACCCUUUGUUAACACACUUAAAUAGUUGAGAAAACUAUUAUAAAACAUAGCUGCUGCACUCCUGGAUGACUUUGGAUUUCAUACUGAUACAGACCUGACUAGGGAUUGAAGCCGGUGUCUAUGGUAGCAGUCAAAUAAUUAAACCUUAAAUUUUGGUGGAUCCUGACAGGGUUAUUUUUGUUUCUUUUUUUUUAAAAAAAGAAAUCCCUGUUUUAUUAUUUUGCCUUCAGAACAACUAGUUUGUAAAAUGUUGAAAAUGCUUGAGACUUUUAUAAAUGAGAAAAGACUUGAUCGAGGAGUGGAAACAAAGAACUAAUAAUAAACAUUUUAAAAGAAAAAGGUUGUUCUUGGAAUUAAAGUGGUUCCCUAAAAUCAGAUUACAGUUGGGGAACAUUUGUAUUGAUAUACAUACAAUAAUAUAAAUAUAUAUAUAUUUUUGGGGGGUUGUUGAUAAUUCUGUACUGUAUUUCCUAGAUUAUUUCAUUAACCCUUCCUACCCUUUCGCAUCAUGGAGAUACAUUUCCCCUCCUACCGACACCAACCCCUCCUCCUCUUCCCCAUUCCCCCUCCCCCAGUUCAUUAGUAGACAUUGAUGUAUUUUUUGCUAGUGUGUACAAUUGCUAUUGUCCUGGAGUGCUGUCUUUGAUGCUUAGCCUAGUGAUUUUUAAGACAAAAUUAAUUCUCUCUCCAAUAAUAAAUCUUGUAUUAGUAGUAGGUGUAUUGUAACUUUGAAAAAAAAAUUUAAAAAAAGCUUUUUUAAAAAAAUGAAAUAAAAGGUAAAUACAAACUAUUAGAUGUAGUUAAGUGAGAUCUAGGACCGGUAAGGAUAGGAUUUCCUGUACUUAAUAAUUAAUAAUUAAAAGAUAAAGGCAAUUACUAACCAUUCUAAUGUUGGGGCAAUUCUGCUGAUCUGACGUGGUUUCAAUGAACCAAAGCUUUCAUAACAUUUUAAUGCUGGCAAUUGGAAGGCAUUAAGUGGAUUCCCCACCCUUGUCUCUUAAAAGGGGUUGCCAUACUACCUUAAAUGCUAAUGCUAGAUAUGCAAGACUGGGUUUUUAUUAUUUUUAAGAGGGACGCAAGCUAUAAUUAUGAAAAUGAUUUUAUUAAGAAAAGAAUCCAUAUUUUUUUAAAAGCUCAGAUGAAAUUGAUAAAAAAAGUGACUGUGUGAUAAGUUUUAAUGUUUAUAUACACAUAAACCACUGUCCCAGUGACCCACAGCACAAAUAUUUUUCAAGAAAUAAAAUAUGUUUUGACGUGUCUGCCUAUAUAGUAAGGUUUCCUUUAGUUCUCACUCGUCUAAAGCAUUGGGUUUGUUAAGGUUUUUUGUGACUGAAUUCUGUCACUUUAAGAGGAGUCCAUAUGGUUUUUUUCAUUUUAUAAUUUGAUCUGUAGCUUGGACUUUAAGGUAGCAUGGCUCUGUUUUUUGCUCAAGUUUUAUUUUUCAUUGUACAGCAAUUUACAGCUGAUGAAUGUCAUACAUCUUGCUUAGGCUAGUUUCAAUUCAUUGGGUAAGUGUUGGUGAUUUUGUUCCUUUGACCUGAAAGGUGUUUGACUAAACUCGCUGAUCGGACUCGAACAUGAGGUGAUGGGCUGGAUGUGGCAGGGAACCCAGGGUGGGUCACCGUGAUGGUUCAAUCUGGACACACCCAGAGUUCGGAGCCCGCCCCCCCCCCCCCCUCAUUCCAUGUGGCAAACUCAAGUGAUGAUUUUCCCCACCUUAAAAUGGCUGCCUUGUGUUUAAAAUGGCGGACAGCAGGGGGACAGCGUGACCAAAGUCACGCGAUGCUAUAGGAAUCAGUUCUGAGUUGAGAGGCUGGACGUGUCACCCCACUCCCAUUCCCCAACACCCCCAUCAACACCCCUCCCAACUGGUCUCAGUAGCUUUGCUAUUAUGGCAACAGAAAAAGGAUUCUUCGAACCAUUGUGGCCAACUUUCCCUGGAAUUGACAGUAAGGCUCUUAGGGACUUUCUGAGAUGGUGCAGAGGUACGGUAAAGAUCUAAACUCUUCCUUUAAUUUCUGCAUUGCAAAUUGACUGUCUCUUUCAAUUGGAUAUUCCAGAGUUCGGAACCGGAAUAGAAAGGGUGGAUUUGUGGGAAGGUGAAAGUGGCCUGGUACUGUGUACUGGUGAGGAGGUGGUUGACGUGAGCAGUGCAAAAUUGACAGUGUUAGGGACAUUACUGGUACGGAAUUUAAGUUGCUUUGGACCCUGAAGACAACUCUCCGCUUGAACGCAGAAGAUCUGAGAGUGGCACUUGUGCAUAACAUCCUCUCUUGUGCAGAUGGCGCAGUGGGGAACUCUGCCUCGAGUCCAGCUCAGCCUUUGAUUGACAUGGAAGACUUGAGCGGAGGCCACAGAAGAUGCAGCGGCUGCCUUUCCUCAUCGUGUUCCAAGCCUCCCUCCCUGAGUCCAGAGGUCACCGUCACCAUCUCUUGCCCUGGUGUGGUUUGGUUCUCUUGCUAUCCGUCAAUCCCCCUUCACAGUUGCCCUCCCUCACCUCCACACUUCUGGUUCCGGGCAGAAACGAUAGAGCAGGAUGGUCUUCCCUGAAAUGUGUGACGCUUUGGAACAAGAUACUGGCUUUUGAUUUGAGCAGAAGACUUCAGUUUGAGCAGAAGGCUAAUUGAUGGCCUUCGUACUCAGGAAGAUCUUUGAUGUCCACCAGGCCUGUGCGGUGGUGACGGGUGAGCUGGUGGAAAGGCUUCCUGCACAGAGGACUCUGUGAUCAUCAGGACUGAUGCCCUCUAUUUGUUCUCAGGCUCCUUCCUCCAUCUUUGGAUAAUCCACUAGCAAAUUGUGUUCCAUCCACAGAAUUUUUUAACAGAUGCUCAAACAUUGAACUGAAAUGGACAAAUCCAAAUUGUUUGCAGAGGGAUGAUUGGAUGUUGGUGUCUUGACGGCAGUCCUGUUAAUUUAGCUUGCCACAAUUUGAUGUUUCUGUUAAACACAGCUCACAAUUUCUUUGUUUGCUCUGUAGAUUGGGUUGCAGAUUACAAGGAGAAAUACUGAAUGUUUGUUAAUUGCUUCUGACUUGUGGUGUGCUUUUGUGGUAGAGACUAAAACUGGUAAUGUGGAAGGAAAGAGGGGCAAAUAGGUAGAUUAUUGGAGACACAAGAGACUGCAGAUGCUGCAAUCUGGAGCGACACACAAUCUGCUGGAGGAACUCAGCGGGUCGAGCAGCAUC